Molecule: messenger RNA, 2882 nt
Organism: Rhea pennata
Lineage: Eukaryota; Metazoa; Chordata; Aves; Rheiformes; Rheidae
Gene: CASS4
Product: Cas scaffold protein family member 4
Exons: 7
Coding region: 71-2572 (833 amino acids)
Biological process (GO): cell surface receptor protein tyrosine kinase signaling pathway; cell migration
Cellular component (GO): cytoplasm; plasma membrane
Molecular function (GO): protein binding
Source: RefSeq, a predicted model, not a curated record
GGCAGCGCAGGGGGAGACCGCGCUCGCCUGGGUUAGGGGAUGGAGUAACGGGGAAGCAGAAGGCAGCAAGAUGAAGGUCAAUAAUACUCUGGCGAAAGCACUAUAUGACAACAAAGCAGAGUGCUCUGAUGAGCUGGCCUUCCGCAAAGGAGACAUCCUGACAGUUCUCGACCAAAAUGUCGUCGGCAGUGAAGGUUGGUGGAAAUGUUCCCUCCAUGGGAGACAGGGCCUAGCUCCUGCUAAUCGCCUCCAGCUCCUUGCUGGCUCUCAGGCAGACCUGCCACCUCCUUCCACUGAGAGUGAUGCUGCCGAACAGCCAGUUGGCCAACAAAACAUUUACCAGGUUCCUUCCACUCCUAAGUCUACCACAUUGUCGUCUACGUAUGAAAAGAUGGAUGGGUGGGUUAAAUCACCAGCUAGGAUCUCUCCUCUACCUUCCCAAGGAAUAUAUCAGGUCCCAGCCUUGGCUGCACAGCUACUCAGUGAAAAGACCCGAAGCUCAAGAAAUCAGCACCUACUUACUCUUCCGAGAGCAUGCCGGGCUUCAGUCCCAAAUAUCAGACCUGAGGUAUAUGAUGUUCCAUCAUCACAGCACCGAGAGUUCUUAUUCACGCAGAGCGGUGCCACUCCACCCACAAGAAGAAAGGGAUCUGCACUCUUUGGAUCCACUGAAUGUUUCUGGGAAGAGCCGAACCAGCUUUAUGACAUCCCAUCCAGCCCAGAAAAGGCAGGGACCGUUGUCCAGAAAGAUGCCUCAGUGAGCAAUUUAUAUGAUGUUCCUCCCAAAAGAGAACCUGAUGUUUCAGAAAAUGGAUCUCAGAAAAAGUGCUGGGGCCAUUACAAUACCUUGCCAAAUCCUCGAAAGUCAGAAUGGAUUUAUGAUAUUCCAGUAUCACCAGAAAAAAAAGGAUUUAAACAAAGCCCUCCUGGCCAUUCCUUGGAGAGUCAGGUGUUGUAUGAUAUACCACCAGCCAGGUACAGGGCACUGACAACAAACACAGAAGCCAAAGUUGUAAAUCCACAGUUAUAUGAUAUUCCACCAACACAAAACAAAGCAAUAGUUCCAGAUGUCCCUCUUUAUGACGUUCCAUCUUCACGGGACACGUUCCUUUUUCAACAAAACGGUAGCCACGAUGUGCCUCAAAGUCUCCUGGCUCCAAAGGUUGAGAAUCAGAUUUCUGAAGUGAAUGUUUAUGAUAUUCCAAAAGCUAUGCCCACUGUUUCACAAUGCAGGAAGGAGAUGGGAGAAAACAACAGUUCUGGAGACCAGGCAUACCAUGUUCCUCCACAGCUCUCAAAAGAUGUAAAAUUAGAACAGGACAGAGUAUCUCUUUCUAGCGUGGAUAGCAGAACAAGCACUACCUCUACAUCCUCAAACUCUUCUGCUGAGUCCUUUUCGGUGUCAUCAUCAGAAGAGCCUAUCAACGAAAUCAAACUAGACCUUGAGGUAGCCAUAGAGACACUGACUAGAUUGCAGCACAGUGUAUCUAGCUCAGUCGCGAGUUUAAUGAUCUUUGUGAGCAGUAAAUGGAGAUUACAAGAACACCUAGAGAAAAACAUUGAAGAAAUCCAUAGAGCAAUUGAUCACAUAAAAGUGUCAAUGGGAGAAUUCUUGGCCUUUGCUCAAGCCAUAAAGGUAAAUGCCUCUUACCUCACUGAUAAUAACCUUCAGAUCAGAAUUAAAAAACAGCUAGAAAUUCUUGUGAACUCAUUCCAAAUCUUAACAGAAACAAGAGAAGCAUUAAACAACUGCAAAUGGUUGCCAGAGGUGUUGGUUAUCAAGAAACCUCAGAAUAACCCAGAUGAUCUCGAUCGCUUUGUUAUGGUAGCUCGUACAAUUCCAGAUGAUAUUAAGAGAUUUGUAUCCAUCAUCAUUGCCAAUGGAAAGCUUCUCUUCAGAAAGAAUGACAAGGAACAAGAAAUGAAGCAAUCAAAAUUGAACACAGAAUAUAAAAUAGCAAAACAGAUUACAUUGCCCAGAAGAAUAGAAUUCGAUUCACUUCAAAGAAAUGUUCCUGAUAAACCAAACCAAAGUCAAGUCUCUUCUGACAAACCAAAAGAAAAUGCCGUUGAGGACUGUGAUUAUGUUCAGCUACAGGCACAGAAAAUCCAUUCAGCUACCGAGGUAGCAAAGAAGAACACAGAUUCAAACACAAAGGUUUUGCCAUCUGCAAAAAGGAAUAUUUUUCAAAGCAAGCAGGACUCUGCAAAGAAAAUGAAUCCUUCGGAACACUGUAUGCUGUGUUUUGGAGCACUUCACAAGGCAAUUGGUGUCUUUACAAAUAGUCUCAGCAAUAACCAACCGCCUGAAAUCUUCAUAUCACACAGCAAACUGAUCAUUAUGGUGGGACAGAAGUUAGUGGAUUCUCUCUGCCAGGAAACUCAAGAAAAAGAUGCCCGUAAUGACAUUCUCCACAGCAGCAGUCGAUUUUGUAGCCUGUUGAAAAAUCUGGCCCUUGCCACCAAAAAUGCUGCAAUACAAUAUCCAAAUGCAGACGCUAUGAGGGAACUUCAGAACAAGACUGAUGAGCUGUCUAAAUACACACAACAGUUCAGAGCAAUGAUGGAAUGAAGGAAACUUCAUUAUUUUUAGAAAUACUGGUGAAAACUUGAAUUUCUCUGUUGUUAUGAUUCUUUCUUCAGUCCUUUGGCAUUUGGCAGUCAAGGAGAGCAAAAGCAGCUCCAGAAGGCCAGCUUCCAGUCAGUACUAAGAAGUCCUGCUGGGCAGCUCCCUUGGGUACUGAUGCAUUUUCAGACCCCACAACAGCAGACUCUGUGCCCCAGAAAAGGAUUUGUAUAAUUAAAUCUGUACUUUCUUUUCCACUGUUCCAUGGCUGGAAACCUCUUCUUCCUAGUGUCCUGGCAAGAAUGUCUGCUGCAUA